ACACUGAAGAGAGAGAGAGAGUAAGAGAGAGAGGACGCUCUGAACCGCGGUCCUGAAUCCGGACAUUAUUUCACUAAUUUGUCGGCGUGUCUGUAGUGCGUGUGAUCACAAGCGUGUUGUUUAGGAGUUGAUGUGAGACUGUAAUGUCUUCAUGAACAAACUCUACUACAACACACAACUUCUCUAAUGACCGCUUUAGUGCCAUCGUAAUGGCAACAAAGGCACAGGUUUUAUACGACUUUGCAGCAGAGCCGGGCAACAACGAGCUGUCGGUGAGAGAGGGUGAGACCAUCACAAUCACCAACCAGAACAUAGGUGGAGGAUGGAUCGAAGCACGGAACAGCAGAGGCGAGGUCGGCCUGGUGCCUGAGGACUAUGUGGAGGUCAGUAAGCCUCAGGAGUUCACGGCAGGAGGAAGUGUGCCGCCCCUCGACCUGUCCAUAUUUGAUAGUCAUGCAGGAACAAGUAACACACAAGGCCAGGUGGAUGUAGGUCAGCCGGAAACCCCACUCACCCCCAUGACCCCCAUCACCCCCGUGUUCCCAGCUCUGUCCUCCCCUGAUGAGACGAGUAACGGCAGUGACCCAUGGGCCGUGUUUGACACUAACACCUCUGGGGGAUUCUCCAAUAACUGGGCUGCACAGCCCGAAGGCACAGAGACUGGGCAGAGCGGCAGCAGCGCAUGGGCGUCCGGAGGACUAGGCCACCCUCAUGCCUACCCGGGCCCAGGUGCCGAGGAUGACGAGUGGGACGAAGACUGGGACGACAGGAAGUCCUCGGGUGGGUUCGGUGAAAACGAAGCGAGUGACGGCAGCGCCAUGACCAGAGGAGGAGCUCAUGGAUCGUCCAUGAAAAUCACCCUCAACAAAUUCCCGGGAUUCUCCAAAUCGGGCCCUGAGCUGUACCUCCUGUCCAAACAGGUGUCCAAAGGACCCAAGCUGUCUGUCUAUAGCGGUGAGGUCGGUCCAGUGUGGGAGUACACUGAGCCUCAGCUGGACUGCGUUGUAGCAGACCCCAAAAAAGGCUCCAAAAUGUACGGCCUAAAGAGCUACAUCGAGUACCAGGUCACCCCUAACACCACCAACAAACCUGUAAAUCAUCGAUACAAGCACUUUGAUUGGCUGUACGAGAGACUUUUGGAAAAGUUUGGGUCAGCAAUCCCCAUCCCAUCCCUGCCUGACAAACAGGUCACAGGACGUUUUGAGGAGGAGUUCAUUAAGAUGCGUAUGGAGAGGCUUCAGGCCUGGAUGUCCAGAAUGUGCCGGCAUCCCGUGGUCUCCAACAGCGAGGUCUUCCAGCUCUUCCUCACCUACAAGGACGAGAAGGACUGGAAAACGGGGAAGAGAAAAGCAGAGAAGGACGAGACGGUUGGGGUGAUGAUCUUCUCCACCAUAGAGCCGGAGGGACUGCAGGACCUGGAGCUGCUCGAAGUCGAACAGAAGUGUGAGCAGUUCAGUCGAUUCACCAAGGCGAUGGACGACGGAGUGAAGGACCUGCUGACUGUCGGACAAGAACACUGGAAGCGCUGUACAGGCCCUCUGCCAAAAGAGUACCAGAGGAUCGGUAAAGCCUUCCAGAACCUGUCCUCUGUCUUCAACAGCAGUGGAUAUGAAGGAGAAGCCACACUCACUGACGCUCUCACAGCAGCGGGGAAGACCUACGAGGAGAUCGCUCAGAUGGUGGCUGAGCAGCCUAAAAAAGAUCUUCACUUCCUCAUGGAGACCAACAACGAGUACAAAGGGCUGCUGGGAUGCUUUCCCGACACCAUCGGAGUCCACAAGGCCGCCAUAGAGAAAGUAAAAGAAGCAGACAAACUGGUGGCCACCAGUAAAAUCACCACUGGAGAAAAAGUCACUAUGGGAAAAAGAGCCAGCGUGAUGUCUUAUGCAUUACAAGCGGAGAUGAACCAUUUCCAUAGCAACCGUAUCUACGACUACAACAGAGUGAUGCAGCAGUACCUGGAACAGCAAGCGAAAUUUUACGAGACGAUUGCUGAGAAGCUGAGACAGGCUCACAGUCAGUUCACUACCAUGUAAAGAAGAGGACUGAACUGAAUCUCACCCAGGGGGCGCUCACUCUCUCUAUCAUUCUGUCUCUCUCUGUCACUCUGCCUCUGUCAUUCUCUCUCUUUGUGUCUCUCUCGCUAUCAUUCUCUCUCUGUGUCACACUCUCUCUCUCAUUCUCUAUCAUUCUCUCUGUGUCACUCUGUCUAUCACUCUCUCUCUUUGUCACUGUUUCUCUAUCAUUCUCUGUAUCAUUCUCUUUCAUUCUGUCUCUCUCUGUUACUCUGUCUAUCUCUCUCUAUCAUUCUCUCUCUCUAUUAUUCUCUCUCUUGCUCUCUCUCCAUUUUCUCUGUUCCUCUUUAACAUCUUUGUUAAACUUGUCUUUGACCUCAGUGCCAUAAAAAGAUUAUGUUGAUCUCAGACCAAAGGAGGUUUGGUAAAAUAUCACAUCCUCAUUUAACAUGAAAAAAACAUCUGUAUGUAAUGUUCAGUUUUUACCACACACACACACACACACACACACACACACACACACACUCACUCUCCAUCACUUGGUGUAGUGUUAAUUCUGUCCAGAGAUUUGUGUUUUCUGCUAGCAGGAGAAUCAGAUUUUUUUUUUUUUUUAUUAUUAUUUUUGUUUUUUAACUAGAUUUUAAAACUCAAUACAUAAUUUCACAGCAUAAAUUUGCAUGACGUACAAAUUUGAAUUUCAUUUUCUAUUUACUUUUGUAAAAUGUUGUCCCAGCCGAUCAGCAGUCAGGACAUGAUCGUGUGAUGAAAUCUGGAGGACUGGAAAAGCAGAGGAUGUGACCGUGAGGUCCAACCUUGUGUUAUUUAUACAUUGAGCAUUCAUAGAACCUUCAUAAGUGUCAGAAGUAUAAGUGUAAUUCUGCAGUGUAACCUAAAGCUAUGAAAGAUCUAUAGAGGUGACAUUACAACAUCAGGAUAAAGAAGAAAAGACAUCAGUAUCCCGUUCAGGAGCGUCACUGUGAGAUUUAUAGCCUUUUAUUUCCCCUCAAACAGCACGUUCAUGAAGCUCGGGCUUCUUAAUUAAGCGACAUAGAUGGUGAAUUUGUGCUGCCUUGGAAGUGGGAAAUUAUGUUAUUUCUAGCUACAAAGAGGUAAAGCUUCCGUUAGAAGUGUGAUGAGUGACGUAUAUGUACAUCUUUCCUCAAGAGAUAUUAGUGUGUGUGUGGUUGUAUAUAUACACCCUAUAGUGUGUGUGUGGUUGUAUAUAUACACCCUAUAGUGUGUGUGUGUGUGUAUAUAUAUAUAUAUAUAUAUAUACAUAUAUACAAACACUGUAUUAUAUAGGUAUAAACACACACACACAUGUAUAUACUGUUUGGAGGAGAAACGUUCAGCAGCCGCCAUGUCGAUCCGCCUCACUUACUGAACUCGGCUGAGAAAUUUCAGUGUUUGUCCAAUCAGAGAAAGGGAAACGAGUUACGGCGCGAGUCAACCGCAGAGUCGGAGCUCGGUUACAGACUCAGGAAGGUAAAAAAGCGCAGUGAGGGAAGAUGUAGCGAGACGAGGCUUUGUAAUAGAAUCCGUAAGAUCGAGGGUGGAUACUGAAUGUGGUGUAAGUAAAGAAUAAAACCUUCCACGUCCAUGUUACAGGAAACGCAUCACCGUCAGGUUGGUGUGACGCAGCAGAGAGACUGAAGUCUAUUAUGUUCUAAUAGCUGCACAUCCUGAGGUGUCAGAAUCCUGUAUCACAACCUCAGCUCGGAAAUGCCUCAAAUUAUUUUUAUUUAUUCAGCAACGACGCCGUACGUUUAAUCUGUAACAGAUACCUUAAUGUCUGUGUCCUUUGAGUGGCUUCGUCGCUAUAGUAACGGCUACAAAUAUUUUUUUUCCUUUAAUUAGACCAAAAAAAUAAUAACUUACUCCAGAUGAUGAUGAUGAUGGAUACUGACGGUAUGUUUGAUUCAUAAUAAUUAAUAAUAAUAUUAUAGAAAUCCUGACAUACACUUCUGAGUGUUUUAUGAAGACCCGAUGUAGGAAAAAUGCGUGACCAAAUUUGUUACGUAAGAAUUGAACACUGAAUUUUGUAUUGAAUUGAGUUUUAAAACUUAAAUUUCAUUCUUUCUUUCUUUCUUUCUUUCUUUCUUUCUUAAAAUAAAUAUUCCAGUGGCACAAAUAAAUGUCAUGACAACGAGGGAUUGAGAUUGAAAAGGAAAGCAAAGAGAGAGAACCGUGAGGUGAACUGGGUGCGCCUUACUGUUUUCCUACAGCGUCUUGUUUUUCUUGUUGGUUUGUUUUGGAGUCCCAGAGGUUUCUCCUCUUCACCGUGCCUUUAUGUGCUGAGGAACUUCAGCAUGCAUCAUACGCUAUGCACUUUCCAGCCACAGUGCCAAACUACAGCAAGCAAUGUGUUAUAACCUGUGUAUAAACUCUCUCUCACACACACACCUGAUCACGAGUCUGGUUUGUAAGCAUCUGAAGGAGGGCUGGUCCUUUUUGCACGUGUUUUUAUCAGUACCAUACAAAAAUCUACAACCAUGUCUUUUUUUUCCUUCCCCUCCAAAGAAACUCAUCUCUGUGCAAUCUUUCCUUUUUCUUCUCGAGCGUAUAUAGUGAUUGUGUGUGUGUGUAUAUAAAUACGCAUUUUAUACGUCAACAGCUGCAUGAAUCAGCUUCAGUUCCUCAUGUAUCAUUUUUAUGUAUAGCAAUGUCUGAAAUCUUAUUUGCACCCUAAAUUACAUUUAAAAAAAAAGCCACAAAAGUAAUUCUGAUAUGAUUUAAUAAACUUUGAUUUGUAUUCUCUUAA
Molecule: messenger RNA, 4776 nt
Organism: Tachysurus vachellii
Lineage: Eukaryota; Metazoa; Chordata; Actinopteri; Siluriformes; Bagridae
Gene: snx9b
Product: sorting nexin 9b
Exons: 19
Coding region: 210-2036 (608 amino acids)
Biological process (GO): intracellular protein transport; cleavage furrow formation; mitotic cytokinesis
Cellular component (GO): cytoplasmic vesicle; plasma membrane
Molecular function (GO): protein binding; phosphatidylinositol binding
Source: RefSeq, a predicted model, not a curated record